AUUUCUCAACAUUUUUUCCCAAAGCGCAUUACUUUUCACUAAAAUUUUGAUGCUUCAUUUCGGUUUAAAAUGCUUCCUGGGUAACGCUAAACAAUCUUCGAAAACUAUAGGUUGAAUUGUUCCUACAUUUCUUCGGCCUAAAAUUUCUCAAUAUUUUUGUGGGCAAAGGUAAUUGCUUUAUAGCCUUGAUUAUUUGGUGAAGAUAAAGUCGCAGCCUUUCUUGGGAUUUUAGCUUGAAGCGCUGUUGAGUGGAUAAUGGGUUGUCUUUAUGAUUGCGUGGUGAUUGUAUGUUCUUAAGGGCUUUCAAGCUGCUUUAUUAAUUGGGUUAUAAGCAAAGGAAAUGGAAUAUUCAUUUUAGACGUUGUCAUGGAGGAUGAAGGAAUGAAUUCAUUUUAGACUCAAGGUAUUGGAGUUUGCUGUUUGCUUUGACUGAGAAUGUUUGUUGCUAAUAGGAAAAACUGGUGGUUAGUGUUCCCAUUCUUGAAUUCCCUAACAUAAGUUGAAUUAUGAAUAUUGAGGAAUUUUAUAACGGGAUUGUGCUUUUAAAUUUCUCUGCUAUAUGCACUGUGGAUGGACCAUCUUAGCUCUUGAUGUAUGUUUCUCCUACAUAGUUGUUUAAUCUGAGUAUUUUCGUGGACAAUACCAAUUAAGGUAUUAUAAAAAUGAGUGUCUCUGGACUGACCGGCAGUCCCUCAAGAUGUUGCCUUAGGCUACCUGACCGCAGUCGAGGAUUGGUAUGCGGGCAAGUUUCAGCUAUUCCAAGUGCUGGCAAGCCUAAGGAAAAGUUUGGCAUACUCCAUCUUGAAAGUGGUUGGAUUGUUUCUAUGAAAAGGUGGAAAACACAGAAAACUCACUUGAUCAAGUGUGCGAUGGAUGCUUCCUAUGGUGAUAUGGCAAGUGAAUCAGCUGGAUCGGCCAUCUUUCCUAGAAUUAAUAUUAGGGACCCAUACAAACGACUAGGAAUAAGCAGGGAGGCUUCUGAAGACGAAAUUCAAGCUGCACGGAACUUCCUUAUUAGUAAAUACGGGGGGCACAAACCAAGCGUGGAUGCAAUUGAAGCAGCACAUGACAAAAUAAUUAUGCAGAAGUUCUACGAAAGGAAGAACCCAAAAAUUGACAUCAAGAAAAAGGUCAGGGAAGUUAAACAAUCCCGGGUUGUACAGGCUGUCACAAGCAGGUUUCGAACUCCGGCCACUAAGUUCAUUGUAAAAACAUCCAUAGCAUUUUUAGUGCUUGGAGUUCUCACUGUUCUCUUUCCCACUGAAGAAGGCCCAACCCUCCAAGUAGCCAUAUCACUGAUAGCUACCUUCUUUUUCAUACAUGAUCGUUUGAAGAGCAAAAUUCGAGCUCUACUUUAUGGGGCUGGAACAUUUAUAUUCUCCUGGUUGGUGGGGACCUUCUUGAUGGUAUCUGUGAUUCCACCAAUACCUAUACUUAAGGGACCAAGGAGUUUUGAAGUGCUGACAUCAUUGAUAACCUAUGUGCUACUCUGGGUCUCAUCUACUUAUCUUAAGUAGUGGUAAAGCACCAGGUUUCUCUCAUUAUAGACCCCAAUUUUGAUGCAGUGGAUAACACAAGAUUUUCUUGGUAGUGGCGCAUUAGUCAUGUUAUAUUAGCUUAUGAGAGCUGUGUCAUAUUUCUAGUUUUGGCAUUGAUGCUAGUUGUUGUGCUUAACAUAUUGGUCCAAAGCAUAGUUUGAAAGAAAAGAUUUGUGGAUAAAUUUGUUUGUUGUCCAGUAAAAGAUGUAAAACUAGGUCAAAAUAAGGAUAGUUUGUUGAUUUUGUGGAA
Molecule: messenger RNA, 1788 nt
Organism: Theobroma umbraticum
Lineage: Eukaryota; Viridiplantae; Streptophyta; Magnoliopsida; Malvales; Malvaceae
Product: DnaJ (DUF3353)
Cellular component (GO): chloroplast membrane
Source: RefSeq, a predicted model, not a curated record